This is a messenger RNA of Syngnathus typhle (broad-nosed pipefish), 3757 nucleotides long. RefSeq names its product muscle RAS oncogene homolog a (gene mrasa). NCBI's taxonomy places the organism in Eukaryota, Metazoa, Chordata, Actinopteri, Syngnathiformes, Syngnathidae. Gene Ontology annotation, molecular function: GTPase activity; GDP binding; GTP binding. The transcript has 5 exons. Gene Ontology annotation, biological process: signal transduction. The record is from RefSeq and is a predicted model, not a curated record. Gene Ontology annotation, cellular component: plasma membrane. The coding region runs from base 1 to 627 and encodes 208 amino acids.
AUGGCGACCAGCGCGGUGCCAAGCGACAACCUACCAACGUACAAGCUGGUGGUGGUGGGAGACGGCGGCGUCGGCAAGAGCGCGCUCACCAUCCAGUUUUUCCAGAAGAUCUUUGUGCCGGACUACGAUCCCACCAUAGAGGACUCCUACCUUAAGCACACCGAGAUUGACGGACAGUGGGCCAUUCUAGACGUGCUGGACACAGCCGGGCAAGAGGAGUUCAGUGCCAUGAGGGAGCAGUACAUGAGGACAGGAGACGGCUUCCUCAUCGUCUUCUCGGUGACAGACAAGGCCAGCUUUGAACACGUUGACCGCUUUCAUCAGCUGAUACUACGGGUCAAAGACAGGGAGGCUUUUCCUAUGGUGCUGGUGGCAAACAAGGUGGACUUGGUCCAUUUGAGAAAGAUCACCACUGACCAGGGCCAAGAGAUGGCUGCCAAACAUAACAUAACAUACAUUGAAACCAGUGCCAAAGAUCCUCCGAUGAAUGUGGAGAAGGCCUUCCACGAGCUGGUCCGUGUUAUAAGACAACAAGUUCCCGAGAGAAACCAGAAGAAGAAAAAGAAGAUGAAAUGGAGAGCAGAACGAUCGACGGGUUCUCACAGGUUCCGCUGUGUCAUAUUGUGACCUCGUCCUCCAUAAUCAUUCCCAUGUAACACACACACAUACACACACACACAAAUACCUUUGGUUGCAGGGAACUCACUAGUCCAUAACUACCGGCGCACAAAAAAAGUGGAGACAAUUGGGAGGGGGUGUUUUGCCUCCAUUUCCCCAUGAAGGAUUUCAGUGUCCAUUCAUUAAUACUGAACCGGAAGUACUGACGUGUUUAUUUUGAUGUCAUCUUUACCGGACCAGACUGGACCGAGGUAAAUUAUGGUGGGCCGUGUGAAGGAUGUGUUUGUGUUUUCUGGACUAAUUCUACUGGCGAUUGAGCGCCUGAGGGGUUGGAAGGUGAUGGUUUUGGGACGUCGUUGAGGAGUGACGGAAGGAUGUGGAGAAAAUCCGUGUCGUGCUUGUAUGGUGUCCGAUAAUAUUGACAAUUUUGUCACUGCGAAUGGAAGUUUGCUCAAGUUGGUGUGGUGAUGCCAAACGGGACUCACGGUAACAGAAGCAAAUAUUUUCUCAAAAGGGAAUAAGACAGGAUAUCAGUGCAAAAACUUUUACAAUGUAUCCAGGACAUGGAGAAAAGGAACAUGUGUUCAUUUAUGAGGGAGGUGUAAAGUGACCCUAACCCUCUCACACAAGAUGAUUUUUGUGCCAAAAGCUUUGACAAUGACAACGGUUUAAAAUCCUCAAUCACCCUUACUUUUUUUAAUUCAAUAAAAAAAAAAAAAAAUCUUUCUCAUGACCAUUAUAAAAGAGUGAGUUUAUCCUCAUAAAAUCCAGUCAAUUUUGAUCAUUUAAAUUGUCUUUUUUUUUUUUUUUUACUCCUCCUAUUUUGUCUUAACUGGUCUUUAUCUGCAUAAUAACACCUUUAGCUUUUUUUUUUUAUUUAAUCAAAAAUCACCCCCCACCAUAAUAUUUGAAUGUUAUUUUGUAACAUUACCACUUUAUUCUCUACAAGAGUCUGACUUUAUUUAUCAUGUACCAUAUGUAGUAUUUUUUUUCACCCCCUCACUGUGGUCCCUUGGUCGAUACUUUAAAAAAAUCACUAUUCUGGUGUUUUCUCACAAUAAAUGUGAAAGCAAGUUAUGAUUUCAACGGUGGUCGCGGGUGCUCAAAAUGCUAAAUAAUGUGAUCAAACUUUUUUUGUAAUGUGGGAGCUUUUGCAAACCAAUGAAUUCAGGUUCAAUCACGCUCAGCGAAGGGACAGCGCACGUUGAAAGAGGGGAGUGGGACGAGCACGAUGGGAGUUUUGAAAUCCUAUACCUCCAUGAGGCAAUAUGACGUCAAAAUACGACAAUAGUUUUCGUUUAGCGGCGACAUUCAAGACAAGUUUGAAUGGGAAUGUACAAUUUAAUAACCUAUGAAAUGGCUUGUACUGUUAAUGCAUCAGAAAAAAACAAACGUACAACAAAAACAUUUAGGCAACCUGUUGUCUCUCUGUCAAAGGAAUACAUUUUUGCACUUUGAAUGCCAUGUCGGACUUUCCUAUGAACGUAGGAGAAAAGAAAUGAACUCCAAAUGGUUUGGAAUGUGAAUUCCAGAAGAAGAAGAAAAAAAACAAUUGGUGUUGUAGCCGCAUGUGUCUGGGUAUGCCUGUUGUAUUCAUAAAGACUGGGAAUAAGACCAAAUGUAAACUUGAGGUAUUCAAAGGGAAACAAAAAUAAAGUGAAUGGCACACAGUCACCUCGCAAAGGUCUUGAUCAACAUUGGACAUUAAAGGGACCUCACAAAGACUGAAAAAGGAUGCAAGUCACUCUUAAAAGAAUUGAUUGCGUCUCAUUGAACGUUUGAUACCAUUUUGUAUUAUUGAUAUGAAAAUGUGUGGGGUUUUUUUGUUUUUUUUUUAAACAAUAAUUUAUUGAUGUACGUUACCUCAGCGUGUCCCAGAACUGGACAAAAAAAAAAAACAUCCCCCAGCUUAGCUAUUUUUGUUCCUUUUUAUGGGACCUCAAAAUGGCUUCUGGGCCUUUCUUUGCCUUUUCAGAUCUUACGCCAUGUGAAAAGGUUUCUCUCGUCAAUAUAUUUUUAACUCGGACGUCAAACUCAAGGAGUAAAUGCAAUUUGGAUGAAGACACAUUGCUACAGUAUUUGUCUAUCUGAGCAUACAAAUGGUUAGUUUAGCUGAGCAGCAAGGCUAAAAUCUGCUUACUGUCUGUCCAAAAUUGAAACAAUUUUUUUUUUAAUGAUGCUAUGCUAAAAUGUACUUAUUGUUUUUCCUUUUUUCCUUAAGCUCGCUGUUUGCCCGAAUGUUAUGCCAAGAUUUUCCUCACACGAGGGAAGCAACAAUUUCAAACCACUGUGCUAUGCUAAGCAGCUGUUUUGCUCAACUGUUUAUUUGUGCUAAUGCAAUGCUAUGAAGCAACUUGUGAGCAGAACACAACCCCCCUUCUGCUAAGCUAAACUGUUUUUCGCAUCACAGACAAGUGCUUCUAUCAAUUUUGUCCAAGGACACCCUUGAUAAAGCCAAACUAAUUCCUCGUGCUUGCCCUUUUCCACAUUUUGAUGUGUUGCCGCAUAAAUUGGUUGCUCAAAAUUCUAUGCACAACACCCCGAAAUGACAUGGAAAAUGUUUUUUUUUUCCCUACCAUUUAUUAAAAAUGAAAAUCAAAGCACGUGUAUUUUGAUGGACAAGAAAAUGGAAUACAAUUUAAAAUAAGGCUGUAACAAAAUGUGUGUAAAGUGCUGUGAACUUUUUUUGAUACAAUGCAACAGCUGGGUGUUUUGAUUUGCAACCCUUUUUUUUUUUCUAUUGCAUUUUAGCUGGUACAAAAAGAAUUCUGCUGUUUUUUCAUGAAUGUUUGGCCAGACCAAAUACAAAACGCUGAAGGUGACUCAAGUGUUGUAAAAACCCUGAAUGUUAUGUGAGCCAAAUCGAGCACUUUUUGUUGUCACUUAUUUUGGAACAGAAUGACAAUUAUUUGACGUGGCUUUUUUUUUUUUAUUAGGGGGGGUGUCUCUGAAACCUGUUUUGAAAAGGCCUGUCGUAAUGUUUUACAUUUGGGAGCUGUGGCGCUCUUAUGUGGUUCUAAAUGUUUGUUUUUUGUACAGGCCUUUUUUGUCUUUUGACUGAGGAACUAGUCGAGGCGCAAACGGUGCCUUUUUAAAUCUAGCCUCAGGGGGCCAUCACAAUAAAAAUAUUAUGAUUCGA